AUGCCUCGCCGAAAGUUCAUCGAUAAGAAGACAGCCAUCAACUACAGACUCGUCCACCGCGCCCAAAAUGACCCCCGCAUCCACGAUGAAGACGCCCCGCAGAUGGUCUUCGCCGAGACCAGCGCGCCCAACAUGCGCGACGAGUCGGAGCCCGCGGGCAGUUCCCGGGCGUCGCAGUACUCGGCCGCCACAGGACGCAGCAAAAUCAGGUCUCGUCGCGACCUAGAGGCCGAGUUCGAGGCCAAAGUCAGGACAAACGAGGGCGAGGCAGCCAACCAUGGCAUCUUCUACGACGACACCGAGUACGACUACAUGCAGCACAUGCGCGAUCUGGGGUCCGGUGGAGGGAGUGCCUAUUUCGUCGAGGCGCCUGCCGACAAGAAGAAGGGCAAGGAGAAGUUCGACCUCGCCGAUGCCCUGCAGAACGCUUCUCUGGACGAGAGACGGAGCGACGCGGGAUACAGUAUGAGCAGCACGACCAGCAGCGUGAGCGACAUCUUUGGCGAGGACAUGGCCCCUUCCGAGUUUGUGCGCAAAACGACAUACCAGGACCAGCAGAGUGUCCCAGACGCCAUUGCUGGAUUCCAGCCAGACAUGGACCCGCGCCUGCGAGAAGUCCUCGAGGCGCUGGAAGAUGACGCCUACGUAGACGAUGAGGACGACAUAUUCGCCGAACUCGCAGAAGACGGCUACGAGGUCGACCAGCGAGAAUUCGACGCAGCCGGCUACGACGAACAAGAUGGCGACGCAAUGCAACGCUUCCUCGACAACGACGAAGAAGAAGACGAAGGCUGGCAAACAGACGACACUAUCAAAGCCUCGUCCUCCCAAACCAAGAAGAAGUCCAAGCCAACAGACCUGGACUCGCUCCCCGCUCCCGACGAAGCCCCAGCCCCCGCCGACGCAGAUGACCUCGCCUACCUCGAGGAAUUCAAAAAGUUCAAAAACGCCGCAAAGGCACCAAAACCAACCGCCCCCUCAGACACACAAUCCUUCCUCACCGGCGCCUCGGCACUCACAGCAGGCGGCCGCAAGAAAAAGCGCAAGGGCGCCAUGACAUCCACAUCUGGGUACAGCAUGUCGUCGUCGGCGCUGCACCGGACUGAAGGCCUCACACUGCUCGACCAGCGCUUCGACAAGAUUGAGGAGGAGUACGCGAGUGAGGAUUUCCCCGACGAUGUGUCGUACGUGUCGGGCAUGAGUAAGAUGUCUGGUAUAAGCGGGAUGAGUGGUAUGAGUGGCAUGAGCGGUAUGAGCGAAGCGCCGCAGCUGAGGAGCGACUUCGACAACAUCAUGGAUGAUUUCUUGGGGACACAUCAUGUGGCUGGGAAGAGGAGGGUCAAGAAGGGCAAGCAAAUGACAGGGUUGGAGCAGCUGGACGAGGUGAGGCAGGGCUUGGGGCCGGCGAGGUUCAGCAAAACUGGACAGAAGGUGUGA
Molecule: messenger RNA, 1437 nt
Organism: Dothidotthia symphoricarpi CBS 119687
Lineage: Eukaryota; Fungi; Ascomycota; Dothideomycetes; Pleosporales; Dothidotthiaceae
Product: Low temperature viability protein
Exons: 2
Coding region: 1-1437 (478 amino acids)
Biological process (GO): ribosomal small subunit export from nucleus; ribosomal small subunit biogenesis
Cellular component (GO): nucleus; cytosol; preribosome, small subunit precursor
Source: RefSeq, a predicted model, not a curated record